This is a messenger RNA of Morus notabilis, 1192 nucleotides long. Its product is annotated as ribonuclease H2 subunit A. Bases 85 to 966 code for a protein of 293 amino acids. Gene Ontology annotation, cellular component: ribonuclease H2 complex. Gene Ontology annotation, biological process: mismatch repair; DNA replication, removal of RNA primer. Gene Ontology annotation, molecular function: RNA binding; RNA-DNA hybrid ribonuclease activity. The record is from RefSeq and is a predicted model, not a curated record. The transcript is spliced from 8 exons. NCBI's taxonomy places the organism in Eukaryota, Viridiplantae, Streptophyta, Magnoliopsida, Rosales, Moraceae.
UGAGAAAACGAAGAGGAGAGAGACAUUUGAGUUUGAGAGUGGAACUGCGGAACAGUGGAAGUGGAAGAAGGAAGGAAGGAAGGAAUGAGAUCGGAAGCGGGUCUGCCGAAGUGGGCGACAGAGCCUUGCAUCAUGGGCAUCGAUGAAGCUGGUCGAGGCCCUGUUUUAGGACCAAUGGUGUACGGAUGCUUGUACUGUGCUCGCUCCUACAAGAACACUCUCUCCUCUUUGAACUUUGCAGAUUCUAAGACAUUAAAGGAAGAGAAGAGAGAGGAAUUAUUUGAGAACUUAAAAGCUGAUGAAUCGAUUGGAUGGGAUGUUGACGUCAUUGAUCCUAGAGAGCUUUCAGCAAAAAUGCUAAAGAAAAAUAAGAUAAACCUAAAUGAGAUAUCACAUGAGUCUGCAAUUGGGCUUAUCACAAAAGUACUAAACAUGGGAGUCCUUUUAACUGAGGUUUAUCUAGAUACAGUUGGGGAUGCUGAAAAGUACAGAACUAAACUGUCUGAAAGAUUUCCUGCUGUCAAAUUUGUAGUCUCGAAGAAAGCCGACAGUCUUUAUCCAGUUGUUAGUGGAGCAAGCAUAGUAGCAAAAGUUACUAGAGAUCGAGCCUUGCGAGAAUGGGUGCUUGAUGAAACAGCUGAAAACAUGCACAGAAACUUUGGUUCUGGAUACCCUGGAGAUCCUGCAACCAAGGCCUGGCUGCAACAUCACAAGCAUUCAGUAUUUGGCUUCCCAACAUUGGUUCGCUUCAGUUGGGGUACAUGCACUCCCUAUAUUAAAGAACUGGUCGAGGUCUUGUGGGAAUCCGACAUAGAUGAAGAUAGCGGUUGUGGCAAGCAACAAUUAAAGUUAAGCAAUUUUGGUGUCACAACAUCAAAGAGAAAGAUUGAAGAAAUUGAGUCAACUGGUAAAGGGCGCUGCAAAUUCUUCCAGGCUCGUAAGCUGGAGCAACUCACUCAUUUCUGACGAUGCUAGAAUUAUUCAUUCUUGUCCUUGUAUUUGUUCUACUUAACCUUUGUCCCUUUACCUUGUUUACUUAAAAUCUUUUUCAUUUACUCUUGACGGUAAUAUAGUAAGAAGGAUUUAGCAUAACUUUUGUGACACAUUGAUUGUUUUCAACAUCAUGAUUGGAUAGUUUCGCACAUUUCCGCAUUGCCAUAGUUGCAUGUACAAAUGUCUUGAGAAUUUUAUA